Messenger RNA from Gadus morhua (Atlantic cod), 2693 nucleotides. It is a transcript of the gene atp6v1ab, whose product is annotated as ATPase H+ transporting V1 subunit Ab. The coding region runs from base 172 to 2025 and encodes 617 amino acids. The transcript has 15 exons. Gene Ontology annotation, cellular component: proton-transporting V-type ATPase, V1 domain; lysosomal membrane. Gene Ontology annotation, molecular function: proton-transporting ATPase activity, rotational mechanism; ATP hydrolysis activity; ATP binding. The record is from RefSeq and is a predicted model, not a curated record. Gene Ontology annotation, biological process: proton transmembrane transport; ATP metabolic process. NCBI's taxonomy places the organism in Eukaryota, Metazoa, Chordata, Actinopteri, Gadiformes, Gadidae.
GAUCCAAUAUGGCGCCGGCCGCAGCGUCACGCCAGUAAAACAGAUCCAGCAGCAGGGGUGCAGUCAGCUGACCACCGCCUGCUGUCACGCAUCGCAACCCGCUCAGUUCUGUCGAGGCAAGAACGGAUCCCCGAGUCAUUUCAUAAGUUCAGUCUGUCCUAGCCUGCAAAGAUGGACAUGUCCAAGCUGGCGAAGAUUCGGGAUGAGGAGAGGGAGAGCGAGUUUGGAUACGUCCAUGGAGUCUCCGGCCCUGUGGUGACGGCCACUGCCAUGGCGGGGGCGGCCAUGUACGAGCUGGUGCGCGUUGGCCACAGCGAGCUGGUGGGAGAGAUCAUCAGGCUGGAGGGGGACAUGGCCACCAUCCAGGUCUACGAAGAGACCUCCGGCGUGUCGGUGGGGGACCCCGUCCUGCGCACAGGGAAGCCUCUCUCUGUCGAACUGGGCCCCGGGAUUAUGGGCUCCAUCUUUGACGGCAUCCAGCGGCCCCUGAAGGACAUCAACGACAUCACCCAGAGCAUCUACAUCCCCCGCGGAGUCAACAUCGGAGCCCUGAACCGGGACUCCAAGUGGGAGUUCACGCCCAGCAAGAGCCUGCGGGCAGGCAGUCACAUCACCGGCGGGGACAUCUAUGGGGUGGUGUAUGAGAACUCCCUCAUCAAGCACAAGAUCAUGCUGCCCCCCAGGAACAGAGGCACCGUAACCUACGUGGCCCCCCCUGGGAACUACGACGUCUCUGACGUGGUGAUGGAGCUGGAAUUUGAGGGCGUGAAGGAGAAGUUCACCAUGGUGCAGGUGUGGCCUGUGAGACAGGUCCGGCCCGUCACCGAGAAGCUGCCCGCCAACCACCCCCUACUGACGGGCCAGAGGGUCCUUGACGCCCUCUUCCCGUGCGUGCAGGGUGGAACCACCGCCAUCCCCGGAGCCUUCGGCUGUGGUAAAACCGUCAUCUCCCAGUCCCUGUCCAAAUACUCCAACAGUGACGUCAUCAUCUACGUGGGCUGCGGGGAGCGCGGGAACGAGAUGUCGGAAGUCCUGCGAGACUUCCCAGAGCUUACCAUGGAGGUGGACGGGAAGACAGAAAGCAUCAUGAAGAGAACGGCGUUGGUGGCCAACACCUCCAACAUGCCUGUGGCGGCCAGAGAAGCCUCCAUUUACACAGGGAUCACCCUCUCCGAGUACUUCCGGGACAUGGGCUACCACGUGAGCAUGAUGGCCGACUCUACCUCCCGCUGGGCUGAGGCGCUCAGGGAGAUCUCAGGCCGACUGGCCGAGAUGCCUGCUGACAGCGGCUACCCUGCGUAUCUUGGCGCUCGGCUUGCCUCCUUCUACGAGCGUGCUGGCAGGGUGAAGUGUCUGGGCAACCCGGAGCGAGAGGGGAGCGUCAGUAUUGUCGGAGCUGUGUCGCCCCCUGGUGGCGACUUCUCAGACCCCGUGACUUCCGCCACACUGGGAAUCGUACAGGUGUUCUGGGGUCUGGACAAGAAGCUGGCCCAGAGGAAGCACUUCCCCUCGGUGAACUGGCUGAUCAGCUACAGCAAGUACACACGUGCGCUCGACGAGUACUACGACAAGCACUUCCCAGAGUUCGUGCCCCUGCGCACCAAGGCCAAGGAGAUCCUGCAGGAGGAGGAGGACCUGGCCGAGAUCGUGCAGCUUGUCGGGAAGGCGUCCCUGGCCGAGACGGAUAAGAUCACCCUGGAGGUGGCCAAGCUGCUCAAAGACGACUUCCUGCAGCAGAACGGCUACACUCCAUAUGACAGGUUCUGCCCCUUCUAUAAGACGGUGGGCAUCCUGUCCAACACCAUCUCAUUCUACGACCUGGCGCGCCACGCCGUGGAGACCACAGCCCAGAGCGACAACAGGAUCACCUGGGCCAUGAUCCGAGAGCACAUGGGAGAGAUCCUGUACCGCCUCAGCGCCAUGAAGUUCAAGGACCCCGUGAAGGACGGGGAGGCCAAGAUCAAGGCGGAGUACGGCCAGCUGCUGGAGGACAUGCAGAACUCCUUCCGCACGCUGGAGGAGUAGACCUAACCUUUGACCUUUAGAGUACUGUACAUGUACAUGACCUGAGAGAUGCCACUCAAUCCUCCCCCCUAAAACCCUCGCAAAGCCACCAUUCCACCCCCCCCUUUGUGAUUGGUUCCUGUGUGUGUGUUUGCGUGGAGGAAUAAAAGAGAAGAUGUACUGUAUUCAUUUAUUUGCCGCCUCUGAUGACCGGCUCUGGGUUCCUGCGUGCAAUCAUGGGCUCCCAGUUUGUGUUUGUGUGUGUGUGUGUGUGUGUGUGUGUGUGUGUGUGAGGGAGAAAGAGUUGAUUAUCCAUUUUGCAACAUGAUCCUGUUUCUGUUUACAUUGAUUUUCGUUGUCUUCUGCCCUACUGUGAUAGGUACUUUAUUGAUGGUGUAUGUGAUUAAUGGUCCAUCUGUAAAAAAAAACGAAAACUAAAAAAAAAUGUAUCUAAGAUAAAUUGAAUCUAUUUAUUGCCAGCAUUUCAACUUGAAUGCUUUUGCUGUUGUUCUUGUUGUUUAUUUGUCAGUUCUUGUUGUUUAUUUGUCAGUUUUCCUGGUUGUGUCGCCAGCUGUGCAGUGUUGUGUAUUUGCAGUCUGGAAGUGGAGGAAUUGGCCUUGAAUGGGACUCUCCGAUACUUGGCCUCCUUGUGACGAGACUCGUAGAGAAUAAACUGGGGAAACACAUGA